UAAAUAAAGCCUUUCAAGUAUGCUUAUGCAACGACUUUGUGACUAUAACAGCUGAUUUCUUAUUAGUUGCCAAACCUGCAGUCAAAGUAUUUUUCCUCCGGUGGUAUGGGUUCUUACCCAAUAAUUCAUGUAGUUUGCAGUUUUUGUUUCUUUUUAAAUGUAGAUGACGCGCCUUCGUCAUCGUUUAUGAAAAAAACAAUUAGUACGUGGAGUUUAAGUGGAAAAUAAUAAAAACAAAUCGGUAUAUGUAAGAUGACUUUAAGGAGCACGAAGUGUUAUUCAUAUUUUCUGUUUUGUGGUGUAGUAAUUUGUUAAGUGAUUGAUUAUUCGGUUAUUUGCGAGAAAAUGUUAAAAUCUGAAUGGGCCAAGCAUGAUGUGAAGGAAGUUCUGGAAGAGGCUGGACUAAUGCCUGAUAUUCUAGAUCAAGCUUCCUUGUUUGAAUCGAAGGUCAUUCAAUAUUCUCAGUCUCACCAAGAACCGAUGAAUAUUUUUCGGUGGAAAGCAGUGUGCUAUCAUUACGUUGGUCGGAAGCGACAGGUGACGCGCUACCAAAAUAGGGACUCGUACACGGCGACGCAGGUCUAUUACGAAAGGGUCAACUCACACGCGGCUGGAUCCAGCUUCGUCUACACCUUCUGUGAGGUCAAGGACAUCUCUAAACGUAUUGUCCUCAAUCAGGCCAAACGGCCUAUCACGAAAAUUCGCUUCAGCAAAGGAAGUCUCAGAGCAAUUGAAUACAUUUGAAAAACCUACUGAGUGCUAAACAUCACCACAUAAUUUGGAGUCCGCUGUAGUCUCUUAAUGGUAGAGGGGAAACAUGUAAAUAAAGGGACAUUUUAGAAGGAGAAUGAGCAAAAAAUGUUUCACGCUCUGAUUUGGCAACAGGUCAAUUUUUUCACAGUUUACGGGCUCCUCGCACUUACCGAAACUACAUGGUGGUCUAGAGCACUUUUGGCAGCGGUUUAUCAGUAUUCAGUGGUUGCACUUACAAGCCACAAAUGGUAGGGUUUUUGAACUUUUGAGACAAUUUAAGAUUCAUUAUCCUUAUUUUAAAGAAAAUUGGUUACACCAAUCAACCUGAUUCCACGGACUCCACUCUCAACCUCAUCAUCUCCUCUCAAAUAUAAUCUACCGAUAGAUAGGAAGUACCCACUCAUACACGAGCUACAAAAAUGGUCAGUAUAAUGAUUUUGUCCGUGUUGAACACUAUAUGUCAAUUGGGCUUAAUGAAGAGUGGAAAUACAAAUUUUUGGUUUAGGCUUCUCUACCUUCUCGGUCUUCACACAACGACAAUAGCACUUUACAAACACGGAUUUUACGAUGUUGGAAUGGAAUAAUUUAUUGUAAAUAAAUAUUUUCUAAAGAAAGUAUA
Messenger RNA from Bemisia tabaci, 1372 nucleotides. NCBI's taxonomy places the organism in Eukaryota, Metazoa, Arthropoda, Insecta, Hemiptera, Aleyrodidae. The record is from RefSeq and is a predicted model, not a curated record.